AUGUGCUCUUCGGAGAAGUCGCUCAAUUUUGCUAGCGCCGCAUUGCGACGCAAAACGACGAUCCAGCACUUCCAACUACGAUUUUGCUCCACAACCAUCCAGCUCGAUUGCAUGGAAGGGAUUCUACACUUCGUAACGCACAAUGCUUCUUUGCGAAGUCUUGAGUUGGAAAAGAAGGAACGACGAGGCAAUGCCUUUGAAAUCGCGCUGUUGAUUCUGAAAGCUGCCGAGAAGAACAGCGCCGUGAAAGUGCUUUCACUUGGAAAAGGGUUCGAGGAGGUUUUCUCGUCUGGACGAGUCAAGUUUUCCACUACUCUCACCGAAGGUUUUCACUUCCAGCUUGUCGGAGGCAUUCGUCGACGCCCUCCCUUCAAUCCAUUGCAUUGA
Messenger RNA from Seminavis robusta, 387 nucleotides. The record is from the annotation of a GenBank genome assembly. NCBI's taxonomy places the organism in Eukaryota, Bacillariophyta, Bacillariophyceae, Naviculales, Naviculaceae.